Messenger RNA from Dipodomys ordii (Ord's kangaroo rat), 1451 nucleotides. It is a transcript of the gene St6galnac1, whose product is annotated as ST6 (alpha-N-acetyl-neuraminyl-2,3-beta-galactosyl-1,3)-N-acetylgalactosaminide alpha-2,6-sialyltransferase 1. Gene Ontology annotation, molecular function: alpha-N-acetylgalactosaminide alpha-2,6-sialyltransferase activity. The record is from RefSeq and is a predicted model, not a curated record. NCBI's taxonomy places the organism in Eukaryota, Metazoa, Chordata, Mammalia, Rodentia, Heteromyidae. Bases 1 to 1299 code for a protein of 432 amino acids. The transcript is spliced from 8 exons.
AUGAGAUCUUGUCUUCUGGGCCCCCGGGCGCUGUGGUACCUGCUUUUGGUGGUGUUGGUCUUCUUGGUCUUCGCCCUCCCUUCCUUUAUCAAAGAACCUGACACAAAGCCUUCCAGAAGGUACCAAUAUGUAGAGAAGAUUGAAGAAAGGCUUCAGAAGUGGUUACGGAAGGCCGUGUUCCAGGCGUCCACCCAGGGAUGGCGGACAAACCAGGCCGAGGUGGAACAAGAGACCACUGCCCUGGACACCCAGCCCGGGCCCACAGGCCACAGCGCUGGGGCGAGCAGGAGCGCAGGGAGCAGCCCAGCACCCAGGCAGGAGCAGGACACCAUGCCCAGAGCCACGGAACACACGCAGGCACCAAAAGGUCAGGACAAGGAGACUCGCGGAAGAAGGCCGCCCCCGCCCCCACCCCGAAAUGCCACCACCCCGAGACGCCAGAUGCUGAAGGCCGCCAACUUCAAGUCUGAGCCUCGGUGGGAUUUUGAGGAGGAGUACAGGUUGGACGUGGGGGGCCUGCAGACGAAGUGCCCUGACUCUUUGAAGGUCAAAGCCUCCAAGUCUGGGUGGCUGGGGAAGCUCUUCCUGCCCAGCCCCCUUCUCUUCCUGGACUCCACCUGCUUCAGCCCGAGCGAGUGGGAUCGGCUGGAGCACUUUGCGCCCCCCUUCGGCUUCAUGGAGCUCAAUCACUCGUUGGUGCGCAAGGUGGUCACACGCUUUCCCCCAGUGCCCCAGCAGCAGCUGCUCCUGGCCGGCCUCCCUCCAGGCGGCCCCCGGUGCAUCUCCUGCGCCGUGGUGGGCAACGGGGGCAUCCUGAACAACUCCCGCAGGGGCGCGGAGAUAGACGGCCAUGACUACGUGUUCCGGCGCAGGCCCCAGGAAGCGUUUCGUGACGCCCUGAAAUUGGACAGGUACUUCCUGCUCCACCCGGACUUCCUCCGCUACAUGAAGAACAGAUUUCUGAGAUCAAAGACCUUGAACACUACCCACUGGAGGAUCUACCGCCCCACCACGGGCGCCCUGCUGCUUCUCACCGCCCUUCACCUCUGUGACAAGGUCAGCGCCUACGGCUUCAUCACUGAGGGCCAUGAGCGCUUUUCCGAUCACUACUAUGACACCUCGUGGAAGCGACUGAUCUUUUACAUCAACCAUGACUUCGGGCUGGAGAGGACGGUGUGGAAACGGCUGCAUGAUGAAGGCAUUCUCUGGCUGUACCAGCGCCCCCAAACCACUGAGGCACAGAAACCGGAGCCUGGGGGCAGCAGGCCUCUGACCAGCUCAGGGCGCCGGCUGCAGUGAAGUCGACAGACUCUCCCGCCGUCUCUCCCGGGCCUGGGGCAGGCUCCCAGCCCAUCAGGACUUCUAAGGAGGAAAUUACUUCACAGAGUUGCUGCGGGUUGUGAUGGAGAUUUCUAAAAUGAAGGAUGUUUUUUGGUCAUGGGGCUUGGUCA